AUGAGUGACAACAUGAUGGUUCCAUCAGCGUAUCACCUGGAUGCCUCCAUUGACGGCGACUCCAAAUCUCCGGUAGAAGAAGGAAAAACUCCGUUCAUUUACCCGGCAGGAAUGGGUCAGAUUCUUAUGAACGGAUGUUGGGGAAAAGACUACAAGAUUGGUGAUCCAUGUUACAAUGCGAAGGAAAACUCGUCAUUAUGUAGGGUAAGGAUAAAUAUCAUGAAAAUAAACUUCAAGGAUCAGGAUCGUCUAAAAAGUGAAAGAAAUUCAAACUAUUCAUAAUAAAAUAUUUCAUAACAGUCAUCUAUGAUGAAAUCAUUAGAUUAUCAGAGAAAUUAACGACAACAGAAAAACAAAGGGAAUAACAAAGAGAAAGGAAAUAGGGCGAGCAAUCAGAGAAAGGGUGAGAAAGAAAAAUUAUCAUUCAAGGAAGUAACAGCUUUCUCCUUUGAUGUCACUGUUUCUCACUUUAUUUGCAUGCAACUUUCCUUCAGAGUACUUUUCAAUUGCAUUUACCUCCAUAGGAUAUGAUUGAUGGCGCCUUUUUCAUAGGCGUGGGUUUUGACGGAAGCGGAGAAUAUAGUCCAGACUCCAGAAAAAUGAGCAUUGUCCAGAGAAACUGUGUCACCAAAUCAAAGUAAGAAUGAGACUCUUAAACUCUGCUGCAUCAUCGAGUGUCUCUCCCUCUUGUUGCCUCAAUGAUUCUAUACUCAGUUUCCACUUCAGUUUUGACCCUUUUUUUUCAGCUACGAUGGCCGAAACGUUCCAGACACCAUGAAUGUCCAUGGUAUUUAUGAGACGUCAGCGUUUAUGCUGACCUUUGAGAAUAGCGCUGAAUACCAGACAUUUCCUAAACACCAGGCUGGCGUCUCUGGUUCCAUAUUUGGUUUCAGUGCAGGAGUGAAGAAAGCCUGGGGUGGCUCAAUGUAAACUAGUACUCAGCAGUAUAUGGCUGCCUUGUACGUGGAUGUAGAGAGGUGAGUAAGUAACAAAGUUGUGCAAUAAAUUUGCGUACCAAUAAGCAACCGCUUAUUCACAACUUUAACAGAAAAAAAAGAGUUCCAAAUUGUUUCCAAUGCUGAAUGACGCCAAGUGAAAACUAAGUAGUAACUACAGUAUUCAUGUCUUGGAUGAGGAAUUUUGUCAGGGUUGUUGAAAUGCAAGAAAAUCUCAUAGACCAUAGAUGUUUGCACAAGGACCUCCUUAACGGGAAAUGGUCGUCUGAUUAACUGAUGCAAUCUUUGAAUUUAAGGUACGAAAUCUUCAUGGACGAAGUAAAACCAAGUGAUCUUAGUCUGUCAUUCCUGAGAGAAUUAAUGGAACUUCCAAUCUCCUAUUUUCAACCUGGUACACAGAUAAAAUUCCGUAAGGAACAUUCUCUGACUUAUGUUAAUACUGAUCCUUUGAUAAUGCCCACAUCCACAUAAAGAUGUUCAGAUUGAUGAAAGAAUUGGCCAUUUAUGUGUCACAUAAAUAUCCUGUUCUAAAAUUAAUAAACUGCAAAAACCAGACGGAGAAAACAGCGCUAAGUAAAGGUUUCCGAAAUUGUGGUUUCUCACUACGAAUGUAUGGUUAAUAAGUUGCGGUGAUCUGAUAAGAAAAAAAAACCAGUUUGAAAACCGAAUAGAUUCACAUAUCUACAUAUUGUAGUUGAUAAUAUACAUCUUCAGAUAGCUUCGUUCUGAUCCAGUCUUAUUUUUUGCAUAAAAUGACAUUUAUGGAUUAAUCACUUUUGCCAUUAGAUAACUAUAUCCAAUUUCGAGGUAUCCACCACAAAAAAUGAGAAAAAUUCGGAGAAUAAUUACAAAUUAAUAAGCAUCUCAAAAGGCAUCACGAUAUAAGUGGAAAUGACAAGAGAGGAACGGGGUGGGGUUAGGGGAAGCUUGUUCUUGCCAUAUAUCGUCUGAUUCUGGUAAGAGAACGAUGUCAGAAAACUAAGAGCGAUAAAUGUAACCUGGAGUUGUAGGCAUGCAUUGUUGGUCGAUUUUGAGAAUUUGGUUCCUACAUGAGUUCAAUUACACUGUCAUAUUCAUCUCGCUUACCCCAACAGAGAACUUCAUCCAACGAUGGGGUACCCACUACAUAAAAUCAGCAAAAUUCGGAGGCCAACUGCAAAUAAUAAAAACUAUAGAAGCGUCCCAAGUGGCAUCAAAGUAUGAAUUCUCAGAAAAAAUGGAGAUGGAAUUUAGAUUUUUAUUUGCAAGCGGUGGGGCCAAGUCAAGUACUGAAGGAGGUCAAGAAGCAAAAGCCCAAAACAAGUUUACUUCCACUUCAGUUAUGGCACAGGGUGGGAGCAAGAGAUUGCAACCAUUCUCUCAGAUGUGUUCUCGCCAACGUUCAAGUCGAGUUUAA
Messenger RNA from Pocillopora meandrina, 2352 nucleotides. The record is from the annotation of a GenBank genome assembly. NCBI's taxonomy places the organism in Eukaryota, Metazoa, Cnidaria, Anthozoa, Scleractinia, Pocilloporidae.